AUGGAAGUGUCGGCGCGUCGGCUGAUGCCCUCAAAGAGGAAGACAUUGGGGUUGGGCAUCGUUGUGACCAUCGUAUAUGCUAUCUACGUCUACGUCUUUCACUUCAGCUCCACCGCAAGUUGGAUAAUUCAACCAUAUUUGGAUGACACCUACUGCACAUGGAACGACAGCAUUUAUGCGCAUCCAGAUGGUCACUACCAACUGCAUCUGUGUUAUACGAGGGUCUCCAAAGCAUCCAGCCCGGCAGAUACGCCUCUAACGAUAAAGGAGUCCAAAAUUCGAAUCAACGGAAGCAGCAAACGUCUGCGAUUCGAGGACUUGGCAAGCAUUCCUGACGCCGAGUGGUUGCAAAAUUUUGAUCCCAGCGUCUAUCUGCUUUAUCCUCAGUCGAUUCCCGUGAGAGAAACACUGCAGUCACUCAUCGAUGGCAAACCAAUUCCGCAGCCUCCCAUUUACAAUCCAUGGAUUCAAUUGCUUCAAGUACCCUCUAGAGUCUGUGCUCCUCUCACGGCCACACAAGCUACGCUUGGGCCCACAGACACAUCGUCUCUCCCUAACGUGGUGAUUGUCUACAAGUCAGGCGUGUAUAAUUUUGAGGUGAGAAGUAAACUACGCCAACUCUACCGCCUCCACUACCCAGAUAUCAACGCCUACCUCAUUUUCUCCAUCGGCUUGCCACGAACUUUGCCAGGCAACGUAUUCGUACGCGACGGAUUCAAUGUCACUCUCACCAACAGAGCAGGAAACAAACUAAUUGAGCAUUCAAGGCAUCCAUCAAAGACCACCAAAAUGCUUGCCCAGGAGAUGCGGGAGCAUGACGAUCUACUUGUUGGUGACUACGAGGACUCCUACUACAAUUUGACACUAAAACUCUUCCACACCUUCCAGUGGGCUGCUCGACUUUGCCGACCCUACAAACCGAUCUUCGUCUUCCUCGACGACGACUAUGCCGUGAACAUUAAUAAGCUGGGCACCUUUGUUCGUGGCUUGACGCCGCAACUGCAGGAGGACCUGAAUUGCGGCUUCGAGGUGAUGGUGAAUCCCGUCUUUCGGCCCAAUAGUGUUUUUCCACAGUGGGCCUUCUCCAAGCGCGAAAUCCCCUGGCCAAGGCAUACACCACAAUACUUGGGCAUUUUUAGCAUGUGGAGUUACCGCAAUGUCCACGACGCAGCACUGGCGAUGCACUUCACCAAACCCAUGGUAAUCGACGAUACGUGGUUGGGCAUGCUGCAGUAUAAGUUGAACAUCACUUUCUCGAGGCUGGAGGGCAUGUUCCCUGAAAGUGUGCAAAUCCCUCCCCACACAACUUGCUCCGACAUCUUCUUUGCCCUCCUCAGCGAA
Molecule: messenger RNA, 1341 nt
Organism: Hydatigera taeniaeformis
Lineage: Eukaryota; Metazoa; Platyhelminthes; Cestoda; Cyclophyllidea; Taeniidae
Source: the annotation of a GenBank genome assembly